Phalaenopsis equestris is the source of this 2441-nucleotide messenger RNA. Its product is annotated as probable transcription factor PosF21. The record is from RefSeq and is a predicted model, not a curated record. The coding region runs from base 336 to 1928 and encodes 530 amino acids. Gene Ontology annotation, molecular function: DNA-binding transcription factor activity. Lineage: Eukaryota; Viridiplantae; Streptophyta; Magnoliopsida; Asparagales; Orchidaceae. Gene Ontology annotation, cellular component: nucleus. Gene Ontology annotation, biological process: regulation of DNA-templated transcription. The transcript has 4 exons.
UCCACAGAAAGAGGGCGCAAACCGAGGGGUCCUCCUCGGCCACACGGAAGAAUCGCAGGCGAUUAGAAGAAAACAACGAAUUUGGAAGAAACGAAGCAGAGAGCUCGAGCACACACUCCAGCAAAGGGAAAGCGCUUCGGCUGCUCCGCCCCCCUCUCGAAGCAACGUUACCGCCUUUAUGCCCUUUUACUCAUCACACAUUUGGCGCAAUCCCCACCCAAGGCAACCUCCGCCGGCAUUCCAUUUGUCUGCACUCCUCUUCCCCUUUCCGACCCCUUUCAAUAACUCCAUUCCAAAGCUUCACUCUUCUCUUCUUUCUCUUUUCCUUCUUCUACAUGGAGGAAGUAGAGGAAUCACGCAACGAUAUGAUGCACGGUUUAAAAACCUCUCCGAACUCGAAAUCCUCUUCCCCGCCUUCCAAUUUCCCUGGCCGAUCGGAAUCGACGGCCGGUGGCCACGUAUUCUACCGUCAGUACCCUCCUGCCCUUAUUCCUGAAGCAGCCAAGCGCCCGGGCAUCCCGCCUGUUCAUCCAUUAUUCCCCCCUACCUCACCUUACUCCCAGAUCGCGGCCACCGGCGGUGCCGCCGCACCGCCAUCUCCGGCGAACUUGAGUCCUUUGCCUUCCCAUUCUCGUUCGCUCUCUCAGCCUUCCUUCUUCUCUUUUGAUUCGCUGCCAUCUUUCAAUAAUUUACCUUUUACCGACCAGGCGGCUCCCAUCGAUGCAAACAUGGAGAACUGUUCCGCGGCUGCUUCAGUCACCCGGCAAACUCCGCUCCCGCCUGCAAGAAGAGAUCUUGCCGUUGCUGAAGGGAUCCCGCCGCGCAAAGCGCAUAGGCGUUCACAGAGCGACAUACCUUUUGCAUUUAUACAAUCUUUCAAUCCUAUAUCUGGACUCCCACCGCUGCCUCAGCAUUUGUCGGUGGCUAAAGAAAGCCCUCCGCUGGGAUCGGGUAAGCGCCAGGCUCAAUUUGUGAAGCAAGAAGCUGAAUGUGAUAGAGAUGGUGAUAGUGAUCCAAAAUCUGAGGGAGAUGCAGGAGAUGAUCUCAUCAGCGCUUACAUGAAUCUUGACAGCUUGGACACUCUCAACUCUUCAGGCACUGAAGAGAAGCGUGAUGACUUAGACAGCAAGGCUAGUGGCUCUAAGACGAAUGGUGCAGAAAGCAGUGAGAAUGAAGCUGAGAGCAGUAUGAAUGAGUGUCCGAGCAGAAUGAUGGAUAGGAAGGAGGGGCACAAGAGAAGUGCAGUCGGAGAUCCCGUUCCGAUCAAGAUGGCGCCCAGACAUUGUAGGAGUCUUUCAAUGGAUAGCUUUAUGGGAAGGUUGAAUUUUGGCGAGGAAGUACCAAAGCUGCCACCUUCCCCCAGAGCGAAGCCUGGUCAGCAUUCGCGUAGCGGAUCAAUCGAUGGGUUGUCCGGCACAUUCAGCUUGGAGUUUGGGAAUGGGGAGUUUAGUGGUGCCGAGAUGAAGAAAAUCAUGGCUAAUGAAAAACUUGCAGAGAUAGCAAUGACUGAUCCUAAAAGAGCUAAGAGAAUAUUAGCAAAUCGCCAAUCCGCUGCUCGUUCCAAGGAACGAAAAAUGCGUUAUAUCUCAGAGCUGGAACACAAGGUGCAAACUUUACAAACAGAAGCAACCACAUUGUCAGCUCAGCUGACUUUGUUACAGAGAGACUCAGCUGGAAUCGCUUCUCAGAAUAAUCAUUUGAAGUUUCGUUUGCAAGCAAUGGAGCAGCAAGCACAGCUUAGAGAUGCUUUGAAUGAAGCUCUAUCCGCGGAGGUUCAGCGCCUGAAACUUGCCACCGGCGAACCACUCUCCGUCAACUUAAACCAGCAAAUUCAACUGAAGCCUCUAAUGUUCCAACUUCAACAGCAGUUCCAAAAACCACAUCAGCUGCCCAACACUGAUGUUUCAGAUACAGAAAUGAAGCAGUGAUUCACUGAACCUUCGCCUGCCAUGUUCUUCUUCUUCUUCAUCUUUCUGAAAUUCUUUUAAUCCAUACUUCUGUUUUGGGAAAUUUACAUGCUCAGCACACAAUUCUUAUGUAUUUACAUAUCUCACGCCUAAUCUUUGAUAUUUAUGCAUCAAAAUGUGUAUUAGUGCUAUUUUUAAUGUGAUGUUAGAAGAUUUGAGUGUCAGUGUCAUGUGUGUAAAUAUGAAAGUUUAGGUGUGAUUUAUGUAAAUACAUAAGAAUUGUGUGCCAUGCUUGUAAAUGCCCCUCCUAUUUUUUCGUUGAAGUAGAUAAUUUGGAAUGUAUUAAGAGCUGUAUUUGUUUUGCAACUAGAAGCACGGGCACUUGUCUUGAACCACAACGAACUGAAUGUGAUGGGUGGCGCUGCUGCUGAUAUUGCUCUUUAUGUAGUCUCUUUUUUUUUAUUAUUUUUUAAAUUUUUACAUAAAAGUUUGUUUGACAGAUUUAUAUUAAGAUUUUGGUGGCUGUUAACAUUA